Messenger RNA from Pomacea canaliculata, 964 nucleotides. RefSeq lists its product as uncharacterized. Bases 60 to 629 code for a protein of 189 amino acids. The transcript is spliced from 3 exons. NCBI's taxonomy places the organism in Eukaryota, Metazoa, Mollusca, Gastropoda, Architaenioglossa, Ampullariidae. The record is from RefSeq and is a predicted model, not a curated record.
GUGAACUGGACUCUCUUCUGUUGCUAUUGCUCUUGAAGGGGUUGUAGUUGUAGUCUGAGAUGAGAAACAUGAAUGUGUUGGUGCUUGUCGGCCUUGUGGCCGGCAUGUGUGGCGUGUGCGCUGGAAAACCUUUCGGAAAACGCGAACUGCCUGUGAAUGCGGCAGACCAAGCUGGCGCAGCUGGAAGCAACGGGACUUUGUCAGGUGACAUUGAUGCAGUCAUCCAGGGACUACAGAAACAGGUAGAAACAUUGAACGCUUCAAUGGCAGCAGAUAAAGCAAAGGAUGAUACGAUCAACAAGCUUACCAGCCUGGUCAGCAGCUUGAAUAAAGCCAUACCACUUAGCAAAAAAGAGACUCGACCUAUUGUCAAAAAUGUUGCAGACAAAGCAGGGAAGACCAGUGCAUUGAGCUGGGGUGACAUACUCACACAUCUUACUGAUCUUCUGAAAAAAAUACCAUUUAGUGCGAACGGAAGAGGUGACAAUGCUCCCCUUGAGCCAUCAUUUGAAGAAUCCUUCGAUCCACCAGUUGUAGAAUCCUUCGAUCCACCGGCUGAAGAACCCUCCGAUUUUUCAUUUGAAGAACCCUCCGAUUUUUCAUUUGGAGAUUUUGGUGGGUUUUUUUAACCAAUCGACCCUGAACCUGCGGAAGAACUGAUCGCGGCACCUGUUGGGGAACCGGAGAUACAAAAUGUUGAAGACAUUGGCUCGGAUGACAUUGCUCUUUAUGAUAUUGUUUCUGGCCACUUCGGAUCUUUUAAUAGGUUUGAAUUACGACGAUGAUGGCAGGUUUGAGACACGCCUUCAUGCGCUGUAAUGGUGGUCUUGACAUACACCAUUUGUCUAUUUGACUUUAUUCUUCAAACACUAACCACUUCUUCUGUUUUAGUGGUUUGCACUGUCAUAGAGGAGAAAACUGGCGAAAGCUAGUUUUUAGAGUCUUUAUUUCAAUUAUAUCACUU